AUGGGAGACUCGAACAGCAAUAACAACCAGAAAAACGUGCAUUUCAACGGUAAGUCCACUCUGAAACGCGUUUCUCGUUCAAACAAUGUUCCAACGUUUCGUAUUUGCAGAACAAGACCUCGUCGAGCGAGUGAAGGGUCUGAAAGUGACUAAAAAGGUCACUUUUCAGGUGCCCGAGAAGAAGGACGGCAUUCCGAAGGUCGCGAACGGAAGGAUCGGAGGGGACCACAAGGCGAAGACGGUCGUCGAGAAGAAGACGAAGAAGAAGAAGAAAAGCAAGGAGGAGCCUUAA
Caenorhabditis sp. 36 PRJEB53466 is the source of this 292-nucleotide messenger RNA. NCBI's taxonomy places the organism in Eukaryota, Metazoa, Nematoda, Chromadorea, Rhabditida, Rhabditidae. The record is from the annotation of a GenBank genome assembly.